Messenger RNA from Durio zibethinus, 999 nucleotides. NCBI's taxonomy places the organism in Eukaryota, Viridiplantae, Streptophyta, Magnoliopsida, Malvales, Malvaceae. The record is from RefSeq and is a predicted model, not a curated record.
AAAAUAUUUUCCCAUUCUUGACUCAACCCAGAAAAGCUGUUAAAAAUCAUUUAAAUUCUUUAUUUCUCUAAAAAGUGAAAACUAAAAUUUUAAUGCAGAGAAAUAAAGGCAAAAUAAAAUGGCUUCUCUACAGAUUUUGAACCCUGUUUUCUCUUCCAUUUCCAUUUCCCAGUCAAAUUUUCCAGGAAAAUUUGAUUUCAGGAGGAAACUUCUCAACUUUAAUAGAUGUAGAAGCUUCAGGUCUUUGGACAGCAAAAGAUCUAGAAUUUAUUGUGCCACUCAAGAAGGUGACAACAACAGCAAUGUACGUGAAGAGCCUCCUGAGUCACUGUUUGUGAAGGAGUUGAAGAGAAGGGGGAUGACACCCGCUUCAUUGCUCGAGGAUGCCAAAAAAAUCAAUCAUGGAUUGGAUGAGGAGAUGAAAGUACGGGAAGAAGCGGGAAGUUUCUCCAAAAGGAAUGCCGUCUCAACUGAAUUUGAGAAAAGCUUAUCUAAUCAAAGGGAGCGUUCCAUGGAAUUGAAUAGUGAAGGCCUUGAGGGGCUAGUUCCGCGGGGUAAACUGUUGUUAACAAUUGGAGGAACUUUCUUCCUCGGCUUUUGGCCUUUGAUCCUUUCAACAAUAGCAUUCUUUUCUGCUCUCUACCUUUAUUUUGGACCAUCUUUCGUUCAUGACGCGAGUAAGGCUGCCAUUUCACCACCGCCAUACAUCGACCCUUAUGCGCUUUUGGACGAUGAAAGGAUUUCUGAAACAGCCCCUCGUCUAAAUUGAAGGACAGCAAGUGUUCUAAAUACAAGAAAAUUCUUAGGACUUAAAUUACAGGUUUAUGUAGCAUAUUUCCUUCACCUCCUGUAAUUUUUUUUUUUUUUUUGGUAUAUCCUAUAUCAGCAGGAACUUGUCGCUCCCGUUGAAGGCUCAAUGUCUUUCAUACUGUUUUACAGAUUCCUUGCCAAAUUGGCUUCAAAUAUAGAUUUUUAUUGUGGGAAACUUUGAGGGAAGGA